UGAACUGAAGAUAAAGCAUCACAUUUCUGCUCUACCAGCUCCUCUUCCAGCACAAAGAGAUGACCAUGACCAAGCAGCAGACUAGGCUGGGACUGGUACUCACUUUUCUUGCCAUCCUAAAUGUUCUCUAUGCCUUCCCCAACUCUUCUCCAAUAAUCAAUGCCGACUGGGGGGUCUCUGAUAGGUUGAUGCACCUAUAUACAGCCAGUGACUGGAACAGCUUCCACCUACAGAUCAACCACGAUGGAAGCGUUGAUGGAACCCCUACUCAAACCAUUUACAGUGCAAUAAUGAUCAAAUCCGAGUCCGCUGGGCACGUGGUUAUAACCGGCGUCAAAACGAAUCGGUACUUGUGCAUGGACAGAAGUGGAAAUGUCUUUGGAUAUCAUGACUUCAACCAUGACGACUGCGUUUUUAAGCACGAGACCCUGGAAAACAACUUUGACAUUUACCAUUCUCCAAAACACAACUACGUGAUCAGCCUCAAGGAGCCCAAGCAUCGUUUCCGCCCCGGCAUGGACCUACCCCCUUAUUCCCAAUUCCUGUCCUUGAAGAAUGAAAUCCCCAUAACCAGAUUUAAUGCUCCAGAGCCUGAAAUGAGAAUCCCCGAAGGCAACUUUGCUGACCCCAGUGACAUCAUAAAGAACUCCAGGAACUGGGACUUUUCACCAUCUAUUCAUAAUCCUUACCAGGAUGUCUGGUUUCCAUUCCCCAGUGGGUCUUUACCAAUCAUUAGAGCUCCUUUGCCAAUCAUUCAUAACAAUGUCAUUAAUGCCGAUGACCCAGAAGAAAUUGUGAAAAUGAAAACAUACAGAUAUUUUAAGAGGUAGUCAUGUGAAUGUAACAGAUACUCCUGGAUGGAGUCACGAUGCAUUAGAGUCUGAAAUUAGCUUUCUAUAUGACUUCAUCCGGUCCAAGGAAAUAAUACAUAGAGAAAAUUUCAUGUAGACAUGUUUCAUGUAUUCAUUGCACUGUUUAUUCAAUCAAUAAUCCUCCGUUUUUUGUGUUAAUGCACUGGUGGAAUAGAAAAUCAUACCAUUAAAUCUUGUAAGAGUGGA
Messenger RNA from Xenopus laevis (African clawed frog), 1058 nucleotides. It is a transcript of the gene fgf23.2.S, whose product is annotated as fibroblast growth factor 23, gene 2 S homeolog. The record is from RefSeq and is a predicted model, not a curated record. The transcript has 3 exons. Lineage: Eukaryota; Metazoa; Chordata; Amphibia; Anura; Pipidae. The coding region runs from base 60 to 830 and encodes 256 amino acids.